AUGGCGGCCACGAUGUUUUUUGCUCUGUAUUUAAUUUUGUGUAUGAUCGGUACUGUUCCUCAUCAAAAUCUCUCAAUCAAUGAAAUGGAUUCGUCUUCGCCGAAACGCCCAAGGCAACACCAGUUCGGGCUUUUUUGCACUGUUUUCAAGCCUUUGCCAGUCUUAUUGCGCUUGGUGCCAUCAGGGUUUCACCGAUCGACGCGUUCCCUCACCAAGAUAUCAAAACAUGGCUACACAUCCCUAGCAAUCCCAGGACAUGAUCCUCCGAUUGAUGUUACAAUAUUUAUGGACAUUUCUAUAAACCCUGGCCCAGAAAUUCACUUAGAUUAUUCUUCGAGACCUGCUAUGGAUUUGCAUACAGCUUCGUACACUAAAACAACACCAACAUUCUCUCGUGAGUCCCUCUAUAGUAUUCGCCGCCAAAUGAGAACAAGGAAUCUGUUUCUGAAACCUGUUAAUAUCUCAUUAUUUUGCACACUAAAGCACCUGGGUAUAUUCAGAUUCAGAGGGAAAAGAGCUGGAAAGAGGAAGAGAUCUGAAGCUAAUUUACAACUUGAGUUGCAACUUCAUGUCAACACCGCGAUCUCAAGUGAUCCUGGCCGCAACCAUUCUAUUGUUUAUGGAACUAAGCUUUGCGAGAACAAUAGCCAACACCUACCUGUGUUAAUCACCACACGCCAUGAUUAUUCGACCAGCGCCAACACUCAUAAUGCCAGGAACUCAUCUAAUCUCUUAAAAAUAAAUACUGGAAAAAUUACACCGGACAGUGCGCCUCGAUUACACUUAGCUACUUGGAAUAUUCGUGCCAUGAACAGGAAAGCUGCAUCUAUCUGUGUUCUUGUCAUAUCCAAAAGAAUUGAUGUCUUAGCCCUUGUUGAGACCUGGCUGACUGCUGAAAACAACUCUAAGUCUACCGUGGUUGAAGACACAAGCACACGGUUGCCUGUUCCUAACUGCUCAGAUCCCACUGUUGCCGAUGUAAUAAACACUCUACGGGACUUCGACUUUAUUCACCUACCGCGUGCUGGACGAGGUGGCGGCAUUGGUUUCUUUCUUAGAAAGGCUUUAAAUGUUAAACCUAAUACGUCGACUGUCUUUAAGGCUCUGGAAUAUGUUGAUCUCUCUAUCACUGCAUCGAGCUCAUCAAUGCGUCUAGUCACCGUUUAUAGACCUUCACCGUCUAAAGUAAACAAGCUUACUACUCGAAUGUUCUUUGAUGAUUUCUCUGUUCUUCUUGAACACCUUGCAAUGGAUCCUGGGAAAUUAAUUAUAACAGGUGACUUUAAUUUUCACAUUGAAGACCCUGGUGACGCUGAUGCUGUCAGACUGUUGGAUAUGCUCGAUGCAGCUGGAUUCGAGCAAAAGGUAGUAGGUCUUACGCACAGAAAAGACCACACCCUUGACCUAGUUGUUGUGCGGGACGGCGACUUGUCAGUGCGCGGACGUCCUGAAAUCGUUGCAUUCCCUAACUCUGUAUCUGACCAUAGUGCCAUUAUUUGUGAUGUUGACAUGCCAAAGCCAUGUGCCUCCAAGAAAAUACUGCAUCGGCGUCCGUUACGGAAAAUUAAUUUCGACUCUUGGUGCAAUGACAUCAGGGAUUCCGCCAUCUACAGUUCUGCUCCGAGUGAUGACUCUGACUGCAACGUCUUAUGUGAUCAGUAUAACACUGUGCUAAACCACUUCAUCGAGAAACAUGCUCCUGUUCGCACUUUUUCAGUUACACUGCGACCCUAUUCACCUUGGUAUGAUGAUAGUCUUAGGUUAUUGAAAAGACAGAAACGCAAAGCAGAACGGAGAUACGUUUCAUCGAGAUUAGAAAUCCACCGCCAGAUGUACGAAGAGAAGUGUAGAGCUUACAGCACUGCACUGAAUGUAGCUAAGCGGAACUUCUACAAGGAUCAAAUAUCUGGUUCCAAUCAGACGCAGUUAUUUCGUUUAAUUGAUGGCCUUUUCAGGGUGAAGCCGGUUCCGUUGCUACCAUCAUAUGAAUCACCUACAGCUCUUGCAGAAGAUUUCAUCUUAUUUUUCACUACCAAGAUUCAGCAUUUAAAGGACAACCUACGAUCAUCGCCCCUGUUAACGAUGGAGAUGUCAGUGACGCCAGCUCAACCACAAUGUGUGGCGUCAUUCCCUGAGUUCUCUGCUGUAUCAGUGAGUUAUAUACGUGAUAUUUUACAACAAUCCAAGCCUAAAUCGUGCAUAUUAGAUCCUGUGCCGACAAGUGUACUAAAACAAUCCAUUGAUGUUAUUGCCCCGGCCAUCACUUCCAUUGUCAACGCAUCUUUGUCAUCUGGUGUUUUCCCUACCUCUCUCAAGGGUGGAGUGAUCAACCCUUCCAUUAAGAAGCAGAGUCUUGACCGCGAAGUAUAUCCAAACUACCGACCGAUUACAAACGUUGCCUUCCUAUCAAAAACACUUGAACGUGUCGCUGCUAACCAGACGAUGAACUAUCUUAUCCCCAACGGCUUACUGGCUAAAUUACAAUCUGCUUACCGCCCCUUCCACAGCACAGAGACUGCUCUUCUUCGCGUCUUUAAUGACAUUCUGACCGCUAUUGACUGCCAACAGGGAGUAGUACUUGUUCUCCUUGACCUGUCGGCUGCGUUUGACACUAUAGAACACUCGGCUCUGUUGUCGCGUAUGCAACAUCGUUAUGGAAUUAAUGAGAUAGCACUCCAGUGGUUCAAAUCAUAUCUAACUGGCAGAACUCAACAAGUCCUUAUAGAUGGUGUUCUAUCCUCCAGCCAACCACUGCGUUAUGGCGUUCCUUAGGGUUCUGUACUCGGCCCGUUGUUGUUCUCUUUGUUUUUCGCGCCUAUCGAAGAUGCUGUUCGUGCACAUGGUCUUGGUGCGAUGAUGUAUGCUGAUGACACGCAGUUAUAUAUGUCCAUCUGCCCGUCUGAAGAUCGGUCUUCAGUUCUAUCAAGGCUUGAAGUCUGUGUCAAGGAUAUCCUCAUCUGGUGUACGUCAAAUGGCCUCGCUUGUAACCCCGAUAAAACGGAAAUUGUACAUAUCUCAUCUCGAUUCACGUCAACCAACAUAAUUCCUGAAAUCGACGUUGAUGGACAUUUCAUCAAACCAGCCCAGGCAGCACGCGACCUCGGAGUAAUCAUAGAUUCGAGUUUAUCUAUGACAAAUCAUGUCAACAGCAUCUGCAAAUCAGCUUACCAUUCUAUAAGGAACAUUGGCAGAAUACGGAAAUACCUUGACCGCAAUAACUGUGAACAGCUCAUUCAUGCUUUCAUAACUUCAAAACUAGAUGCCUGUAAUAGUCUUCUGUCUGGACUCCAAGAAAAAAAAAUAGCCAAACUACAGCGUGUUCAGAACUCUGCCGCAAGACUAAUCGUUGGUGCUAAGAAGAGGGACGCCAUUACACCCAUUCUUAAGGAACUUCACUGGCUACCUGUUGCUUCUAGAAUAGACUUUAAAAUUUUUACAAUCACACAUAAAGCUCUCCACAACCAGGCUCCUGAAUAUAUCACUGAACUCUUAACACCGUAUACGCCAUCUCGAUCCCUUAGAUCUGCUAACAAGAACCUUCUCGUCUUUCCUAAAUCACGAACAAAAACUUAUGGGGACAGAUCUUUUUCAAACUUUGCAGCUAAAUUAUGGAACUCCCUCCCCCUACACAUUAGAAACACCGACUGUCUCAGCAAAUUUAAAUCGUCUUUAAAGACGUACUUAUUUUGUAAGCACUACAACAAUUGAUUAGUUUUUAACCAUUAGAAAUAUUAUCAUAAGUAUUAGUAUUAAGAUAUAUAUAUAUAUGUGUGUAUGUGUGUAUAUGUAUAUAUUUGCAUCAGUUAUAUAUGUGUAAGAUAGAGUUUUAGCAAAAUUAUUGAGUAGAAUAGAGUAGGAUGUUUGUAAAGCAUUGAGAUUUUUAUAAUGCUAUAUUAAAUUAUUAUUAUUAUUA
This is a messenger RNA of Nematostella vectensis (starlet sea anemone), 3913 nucleotides long. RefSeq lists its product as uncharacterized. The transcript has a single exon. The coding region runs from base 1 to 2772 and encodes 923 amino acids. Lineage: Eukaryota; Metazoa; Cnidaria; Anthozoa; Actiniaria; Edwardsiidae. The record is from RefSeq and is a predicted model, not a curated record. Gene Ontology annotation, molecular function: catalytic activity.